Molecule: messenger RNA, 1064 nt
Organism: Benincasa hispida (wax gourd)
Lineage: Eukaryota; Viridiplantae; Streptophyta; Magnoliopsida; Cucurbitales; Cucurbitaceae
Product: transcription factor bHLH95-like
Biological process (GO): regulation of DNA-templated transcription; endosperm development
Molecular function (GO): protein dimerization activity; DNA-binding transcription factor activity
Source: RefSeq, a predicted model, not a curated record
UUUUUCUCUAACUCCUUUAUUUUAUUCUCUCUCUCCUAUUUCAAUUUUCCACCACCUUUCUUAAAAUUAAGUUAAAACCAACCCUCCGCUCUUCUUUAAUUCCCUCUCUUCUCAUCUUCCACCUCCCAUCUCCGCCAUGUCCGGCCACCACCACCCUCCUUGGACCCUCCUCAACUCCGGCAGCGAAAUCGCCAAUGAUAACAGCAACAACAAGAUAUCCCCCAUCAACGAUACCCACCUCCUUCCUCCUCCGCCGACGCAGGUGGGGAAGAAGAGAGAGGCGACCGAGGGAAAAUCCGGUGGCGCUACCGAAUCGUCGGAUCACGACAUUCAUAUUUGGACGGAGAGAGAGCGGCGGAAGAAAAUGAGAAAUAUGUUCUCUAAUCUUCAUGCCUUGCUUCCUCACCUUCCUCCUAAGGCAGACAAAUCCAGUAUAGUUGACGAAGCAGUAAACUACAUAAAAACCCUUCAAGAUACCCUCCAAAAACUCCACAAACAGAAGCUUGAAAAACUCGACAAUAACAAUAACAACAAUUCAUCUAUGAAUUUCUCCAAGAUUGUUCAUCAUCCCUCCACCACAACCCGUGAGGCAUUCUUGGCCGACCAAGCCUCCUCCAACGACGACAUGUCGUCGUCUGCUGCCCUAUUUUCUCAUUUUUCCACCACCGUCGCCGCCGACAAUGUCGUUAUGAGUAGUCUCCCACCGCCACCGCCACCCUCCGCCUUCCAAACUUGGACUUCCUCCAACCUCGUCUUGAGCGUCUGUGGCCGCCACGCUCAUAUCUGCGUCUGCUCCGCCAAGAAACCCGGCCUGUUCUCCGCUCUUUGUUAUGUUCUUGAUAAGCAUCAAAUCGACGUCGUUUCUGCUCAUGUCUCCUCCGAUUUCCAUCGCUCCUUCUUCAUGAUUCAAGCUCACGCGAACGGAGGUUACGACGAAUUUGGGGCGACGACGGUGGCGGAAGAUACAUUCAAGGAAGCUGCAGGGGAAAUCAUAUUUUGGUUGUCUUCUUGAUGUGAUUAUCAAAUCUCUUCUUGACCAUGAAGUUUCAGAGAGCUUGAGAUCA